UUUGCCCCUGACUAUAGCAUCUACUUUAAAAGAUCUGCAGUGGAAAGGUUUCCCCCUUGAGUUUUUCAAUCUAUCAUUUUUAAUGGAUUUCUUCUCUUUCUUACUGUUUUAGCUACAUUAUAAUUCUUAAUAACACUUACCAUAAGGCUCAUGUUGAUUUUUUGCCCUUUAUCAAUGCUUGUUUACCUGUUGCCUUUACUAACUACUGGAUCUGUUGCAGGUGCUCAUGUUGCUCCAGUUUCGCAGACUAUGUCUGGUACAUUGACAGUUCCUGCUAAUAUAUCCGGUGCUCCUGUUGCUGCAGUUUCACAGACAGUGAACUUGACAAGCCAUGCUGAGAACUCUGGGAUCUCGUCAGUGAUAAAUGCAGGCACAAGCAAGGUUGUGAGUUCGAAAAUCUCCAACCUCAGAAAGCAUCAAAGGACAGAAGAAGCAACUUUUGAGCAUCCAAAAAUGCAACGGACAAGUGGGGCUUUUGAUGAAGCAUGUCUGGCAUCAGUGACUAAGGCUGGAGCUGGGUCACGCGCUGGUACUGUCCUGGAACUGGAAGGUCCUAAGCAAGAAGUUGAGCACCGCUAGCUUCUGGACUUGCGAGUGAAGAGGCGUUUUUUUAUUUUUAUGAAACAAGAUGCUGUUGGAACAAAAGGAAAAAAAAAUCUGCUGCUGCGUGUACUGCACUCUGCUUAUGUGACCCUGGAAUCUAAUGUUAUGUUAUAUGAUGAUGCAACUAUUUUUAUGA
Molecule: messenger RNA, 739 nt
Organism: Triticum dicoccoides
Lineage: Eukaryota; Viridiplantae; Streptophyta; Magnoliopsida; Poales; Poaceae
Exons: 4
Coding region: 151-579 (142 amino acids)
Source: RefSeq, a predicted model, not a curated record